Elaeis guineensis (African oil palm) is the source of this 2388-nucleotide messenger RNA. Its product is annotated as pentatricopeptide repeat-containing protein At2g01860. The record is from RefSeq and is a predicted model, not a curated record. NCBI's taxonomy places the organism in Eukaryota, Viridiplantae, Streptophyta, Magnoliopsida, Arecales, Arecaceae. Gene Ontology annotation, molecular function: protein binding.
UACAUGAAUGGCUGGCUAAUCGUAUGAUAUAUGUUAUAGGUGUAGCUUUUUGAUUUUUUUUCUUUUAGAUAUAUAUUUAAUUAUUGUUUUCUUUGAACAAUGUCCCUGAUUUAUGUUGCAAUGUAUUCAUUAGGGACGUGUGCCACUGUGCCGCCACCAAUGCAAUUCUCAAAACCUUUGUAAAGGAUAAGAAGAUUUAAACAACAACGGAACUAACGAUACGAUUUACGCCCGUACCGAUCAUUGUUUUAAUUUAAUAUAGAGCGAAAUGUAACGGCCAUCAUUUAAUUCAUGCGAGAGCCGUGACGCUGAGAAAAUGGGUAACCGACCGUCGGUAAUUUUUAUCAACGACGCUCGUAAGAGACUGCGGUAAUGAGCCGAAAACGGAAACUUGGAACGCGGACAAGUGACAGUAAUUCAUGUAGCCUACUAAAAUAAGUCUAACCACUUCCGUUGAUUUGCUUCCCCAAACCCACACGAAUGACCUGCGAUAGCCGGAAACGAGCCCGCGUGCUUUGUCCUGUCGUCCGAUACCUGGACAUGUGUCGCUGGGGCUGUGAUUUAUCGAACUAAAUCGUGUACACCAUCUGCUCGGUGAAGUGCCUCAGAGACCUCCCUAUGGAACAUCUUCUCGCCACUUCCUCCGGCAUUCGCCUUGUGUUGCCAGAGACCCAAACUCAGCACUUCAGACCGAUUCCAGGAACUAAAUUCAACUCCAACUGGAUGCACGCACCAUCGAGAGUCAUCGCUCAAUCUCGUUCAAACAAAUCCCCCUCCCGCCGAAAGCUACCGAAGAACCUCCGCUACCCGCGCCGUGCCAAAUUGCCACCCGACCCCGGAAUCAACCGGGUGCCGGUGAAGAAGGAAGGAGGCAUCGCUCAACUGUUCGAUGAUAUUCCGAAAAAAGAGGAGGAGAAGAAGGACAGCGCAGAGUCAUCCAAGAACGAGGAUCGUGAAGCCGAUACUGAUGAUUCCGUGUGGAGCAAAGAUGAGCUGGAAGCUAUCUCAUCCCUCUUCGAAAGGCGAAUGCCUCAGAAGCCUGUGAAGCCGGCGAAGGACCGACAACUCCCUCUCCCAUUGCCUCAUAAAGUUCGUCCUUUGGAAAUUCCAACGCCGAAACACCAUGUUCGUUUGGCGAUUUCAUGGCGGUCAUCAUUCAGUGAUCAGGUGCGCAAGAACCCGGAAGUACUCGUGGGCAUAGCUAGAGAGAUCGGAGCUCUUCCUCCGGAUGCCGAUGUAUCUGAGGUUCUUGAUAGGUGGGCUAGAUUCCUUAGGAAGGGAUCUUUGUCGAUGACAAUUCGAGAAUUGGGUCACAUGGGUCUGCCAGAGAGGGCGCUCCAGACCUUAUGCUGGGCUCAGAAGCAGCAGGGUUUGGGGUUGUUCCCUGAUGACCGGAUCCUUGCUUCGACCGUUGAAGUCUUGGCACGGUUCGGCCAACUCAAAAUUGAAGCUGAAAUGGAGAAGUAUCUGAACUCCGCCAGCCGGGUGGUUAUUGAAGCUAUGGCGAAGGGCUUCAUAAGAGCAGGAAAUUUGAACCGGGCCCGGAAAAUUCUAUUACUUGCCAAGGACAAUGAGAGGACCUUGGAUGCAAGCAUUCAUGCAAAGUUGAUACUGGAGGCGGGGAAGACUCCGGAUGGCUACAAGCUUGCAUCAGCAUUGCUUGAUGAACUUGGGGAAAGAGAGGAUUUUGAUUUAAAAUUGCAGGACUGUACAGCUAUAAUGAAGGUUUGCAUUAGGCUUGGAAAAUUCGAAGCAGUGGAGAGUCUCUUCAACUGGUUUAAGCAAUCAGGAAGAAGUCCCACUGUGGUAAUGUACACAACAGUGAUUUAUAGCCGGUAUUGCAAUAAGAAGUAUAGGGAAGCAUUGGUUUUGGUUUGGGAAAUGGAGGAAUUGAACUGCCUUUUGGAUCUUCCAGCUUACCGGGUCAUGAUUAGGCUAUGUGUUACUUUAAAUGAUCUUGCAAGGGCUGUUCGAUACUUUUCAAGGUUAAAGGAGGCUGGGUUCGCCCCCACAUAUGAAAUAUAUUGUGAUAUGAUCAAGGCUUAUGCGGCUUCAGGGAGGUUGGCAAAGUGUAGACAGGUGUGCAGAGAAAUAGAGAUGGCAGGACUAAGGUUGGAUAAAGAGACCAUCUCGUUACUCUCGGAGAUGGAAGGACAAGUUAGAUCGGUAUGUUGAAGUGCUUCUGUUGCAUGUUUGACUCAAUUGCCACUAUAAUUUUUCAGGUGAUAUGAUAUUGCUAGAAGCUGUAUUCUCAGUAGUUAAUUGUAUGGGCGUUUGAAGGUUAAAGAUUAUUGUACUAAUUCUUAUGCCUCUACAAUUAUUGUACCAAAAUUAUUUAUUUGAUUUCAUUUGUAGAUUAGCUAUCGAAAGAUGAUAUGUUAGUCGUCU